AGCUAAGGGUCCUUCCUCGCUGUGUGUGCAUGCCGAAGACCCAUGUGAGUUUCUCGGGCUGGUUUGUCGGGCAGAGUAAGGAGUACGGGAGUUGUGUACGAAAACGGCGUCAUAAUGCAGAGGAAGAAGAUCGAUAACCGUAUCCGGGUGCAGAUCGAGAAUGGAGUGGCCGAGAAACACAGGACUAUGUUUGUGAUUGUUGGGGAUCACGGCAGAGAUCAGGUGGUCAUUCUCCAUCAUAUGCUGUCUAAAGCCACCGUCAGAGCUCGGCCUUCGGUUCUCUGGUGUUACAAGAAGGAACUAGGCUUCAGCAGUCACCGGAAGAAACAAAUGCGAAAGCUACAGAAAAGGAUAAAAAGCGGCAUGCUGAACGUCAAAGAGGAUGACCCGUUUGAGCUUUUCAUCGCGUCUACGAAUAUUCGAUAUUGUUAUUACAACGAGACCCAUAAGAUUCUUGGGAACACGUAUGGCAUGUGUGUUUUACAGGAUUUUGAGGCUUUGACCCCCAAUCUGCUGGCUCGUACGGUGGAGACUGUGGAAGGUGGAGGGAUUGUGGUGAUUCUUCUACGCACCGUGAGGUCUUUGAAGCAGCUCUACACCAUGACCAUGGACGUCCAUUCACGUUACAGGACAGAGGCGCAUCAGGAUGUGGUGGGGAGAUUCAAUGAAAGGUUCAUUCUCUCUCUGGUCUCCUGUAAGAACUGCGUGGUCAUUGAUGAUCAACUGAACAUCCUCCCCAUCUCCAGUCAUGUUACCAACAUAAAACCAGUCCCACCAAAGUCGCAGGAUCAGGCCUUGCCUCCAGAAGAGCAGGAGUUACAAGAUGUGAAGCUUAGUCUUCAGGACACGCAGCCGGUCGGGGUCCUGGUCGAGAAUUGUAAAACCUUGGAUCAGGCCAAAGCAGUGCUGAAGUUUGUGGAAGCCAUAUCCGAGAAGACCCUUCGGAGCACAGUGGCUCUGACGGCUGCCCGAGGUCGAGGCAAAUCCGCUGCUCUGGGCUUGGCGAUAGCAGGGGCAGUGGCUUUUGGGUACUCCAACAUCUUUGUAACCUCACCGAGUCCUGAUAAUCUUCACACGCUCUUUGAGUUCAUCUUUAAAGGUUUCGAUUCCCUCCAGUACCAGGAACAUUUGGAUUACGAGAUCAUACAAUCGGUGAACCCAGAAUUUGAGAAAGCAGUGGUUCGGGUCAAUGUGUUCAAAGAACACAGGCAGACUAUUCAGUACAUUCACCCAGCUGAUGCUGUCAAGUUAGGGCAGGCUGAGCUGGUUGUAAUCGAUGAAGCCGCAGCAAUACCUUUACCCCUUGUGAAGAGUCUGAUGGGGCCCUACCUUGUCUUCAUGGCUUCAACCAUCAAUGGGUACGAGGGCACGGGCCGUUCGCUGUCAUUAAAGUUGAUUCAGCAGCUGAGACAGGAAAGUGCAGACAGCCAGGUCUCAAUAACCGCAGAGAACAAAAGCUCCACCACCCAGCGGCUGGCCUCAGCCCGGACGCUUCACGAGGUCUCUCUGCAGGAGUCCAUCCGUUACGCACCCGGAGACCCUGUCGAGAAAUGGCUCAACGACUUGCUGUGUUUGGACUGUCUGAACAUCAGCAGGAUAAUCUCUGGUUGUCCUCUCCCCGAAACCUGUGACCUCUAUUAUGUGAACAGGGACACGCUCUUCUGCUAUCACAAGGCAUCGGAAUCCUUCCUGCAGAGGCUCAUGGCUCUAUAUGUUGCAUCUCAUUACAAGAAUUCACCUAACGACCUGCAGAUGCUCUCCGAUGCCCCGGCUCAUCAUGUUUUCUGCCUCCUUCCUCCGGUUCCUCCGACUCAAAAUUCCCUGCCAGAGGUUUUGGCUGUUGUUCAGGUCUGUCUGGAAGGUGAAAUUUCCCGUCAGUCUAUCAUGAACAGUCUGUCACGUGGGAAGAAGGCAUCUGGGGAUCUGAUUCCGUGGACCGUAUCAGAACAGUUCCAAGAUCCAGACUUUGGAAGUUUAUCCGGGGGAAGGAUUGUGAGAAUCGCAGUUCAUCCAGAUUACCAAGGGAUGGGUUACGGAAGCCGUGCCCUGCAGCUGCUACAGAUGUACUACGAGGGGCGGUUUCCAUGUCUGGAAGAGAACGUGGCCCUCAAGCCUCAGGAGAUCACCCCAAUAAGCAGCGAGGCCGUCAGCCUCCUAGAAGAGUCCUUGACUCCUCGGAAGAACCUUCCUCCCCUCCUGCUCCGGCUCAGCGAGCGGCCGGCUGAGAAAUUGGACUAUCUCGGGGUGUCCUACGGAUUAACCCCGAAGCUGCUGAAGUUUUGGAAAAGAGCUGGGUUUGUUCCGGUGUACUUACGCCAAACUCCGAACGAUCUCACGGGCGAGCAUUCCUGCAUCAUGCUGAAGUCUCUCCAAGACGAGGAGGAAUCCGAGAAGGAACCUUGGCUGACUGCAUUUUGGAAAGAUUUUAGGAGACGUUUUGUGGCUCUUCUCUCCUACCAGUUCAGAAACUUCCAGCCGUCUUUAGCACUCAACAUUCUGCAGAACAAAAACGUCAAGAAGGAAUCCCAGAACCUGAUUCAACGCCCGGAGCUGGGUAUGGCCUUUACACCGUAUGACCUGAAGAGACUUGAAAUGUACUCACAAAACAUGGUGGAUUAUCACCUCAUCAUGGACCUGAUCCCUACUGUCAGUCGGAUGUUCUUCUUGCAACGGUUUGGAAGCCUCAACCUGUCUGCUGCUCAGUCUGCGCUGCUUCUCGGUAUAGGUAUGCAGCAUAAAACCGUGGACCAGCUGGAGAAGGAGAUUGAGCUGCCCAGCAGUCAGCUGAUGGGACUCUUUAACCGCCUCAUCCGUAAAGUUGUCCAGUUGUUGAAUAGGAUCCAGGAGAGGGCUGUAGAAGACGAAAUGGUGGCCAUGAAAGAGGUUGUGAUGGAGCCCACCUUGAAGUCACUCAAUGAGGAUUUGGAAGAGGCAGCAAGAGAAUUCCAGGAGAAACACAAUAAGGAGGUUGAGAAGCUGAAGGGGGUUGAUUUGUCUCAGUACAUGAUCAGGGGGGAGGACGAAGAGUGGAACGAAGUGUUGAAGAAGACCGGAGUGAAUGCGUCUGUUGUUAGCGUGAAGAGUGACAAGAAGAGGAAGCUGGACGCGCCAGAGAAGAAUGGAGCCAAAAUCCAGAAAAAGUUCAAGAAGAAUAAAGAUGGAAAGAUGAAGCAGCGGAAGUGAGCAGCGCGAGGUAGUUCCGGCGUGGAUCUGGGGUAUACUAUGCUGCGUCCCGACAGAAGCUGAAACCACAAUGGGCUCUGCGGACAGUUAACCAGAUGUCACGGGACUUUUUUUUCCUAUUUUAAGAAAGCUGACGGUAAUGAGAUACUCGCGCAGUGGCCUGCAGGUCUAUGGGGCCAACCGAUCCUCUUUGAUGUCAUGCUGUGUGUGCGCCCGCGCAGUGGCACGGUGCAUUACUAUUUGGAGGGUAACAAAGCAUUUCUGUUUUAUGCAAAGUUCUUGUGCUGCUAUAUAUAUAUUUGCAGAAAAAAAAAAAAAU
Spea bombifrons (plains spadefoot toad) is the source of this 3502-nucleotide messenger RNA. RefSeq names its product N-acetyltransferase 10 (gene NAT10). Gene Ontology annotation, cellular component: nucleolus; 90S preribosome. The record is from RefSeq and is a predicted model, not a curated record. Bases 115 to 3183 code for a protein of 1022 amino acids. The transcript is spliced from 29 exons. Gene Ontology annotation, molecular function: tRNA binding; ATP binding; 18S rRNA cytidine N-acetyltransferase activity. Lineage: Eukaryota; Metazoa; Chordata; Amphibia; Anura; Pelobatidae. Gene Ontology annotation, biological process: rRNA acetylation involved in maturation of SSU-rRNA.